CUUUUUUCAUGAAUUAGGACUUAUUUAUUUUAAAUAUAACAAAAAAGAAAAAUUUUGACGGCCAGCCAGUCAUUUUGAGGUGAGAACUAAAACACCAUUCCUUGAAAUGGCUCGAAGAAACAACGAUCAAGCCUUUGAAGACCACUACGAUCAUCUUCAUCGUGCAGCGGAAGAGGGAAAUCUUGAGAAAGUUCAGGACCUUAUUGAGCGACAGGGGGUAAAUAUUGAUACAGUGUCUGCAGUGCUUGAGAAAACUGCUCUGUUCAUAUCGUCCGAAAAUGGGUAUCUGGACCUCGUUAAAUAUUUAGUAAAUAAAGGGGCUGCUAUAAAUAUCACAAAUACAGAUGGCCAGUCUCCUUUAUGGGUUGCAGUAUACAAUGGUCAUGUAGAUGUGGUGCGGUAUCUCGUUGAAAACAACGCAGACGUUACGACUACGUCACACGCUGGUCAGGAUGUUGUAAGUGCAGCUUUAAGAGGAGGACAUGAAGAUACUUUUAUGUAUCUUGAUCAGCUUGGCAUUAAUGUGGAUAAAAGAGAGGAGGGAGGUAAAUUAUUGCAGAACGCUGUACAUGGUGGCAAUUUAAAUUUGGUAAAGUAUCUAGUAGACGGAUACAAUAUUAAUGUCAACGCUGGUACCGUAACUGGUACCCCUUUACAUACAGCUGCAGAAAAGGGAUAUUUAGAUAUUGUGAGGUAUCUAAUUGAAAAGGGUGCCUUGGUUAAUAUGCCUGUACAACAUAACGUUACUGCUUUGUAUGCAGCAUGUAAAGCAGGGCACUUAGAUGUUGUUAAAUGUCUUGUUGACCAUGAAGCUGAUAUGCACAUAGCUGCAAAAGAGGGGCAAAUGAAAAUCGGUAAAUUCGUGCUAGGAAGGGAACAUAUUAUGACAUCUCUAGCUUUUGCAAAAGCACAUAAAAAAACAGACUUAGUCCAGUUUUUGUCAAGCAAGAUUGAUUCUAAUUCAGGUGGUGUUAAAAAUGAAAUAAGCGAGAAAAUUCACCGUUUCUCAAGUAACCCAAGUCAUUGGAACAGCAGACUUCUCGCAAAAGUAAUCAGGAAAGGAAACAUUGAUGUGGUCAAAACUUUAAUCGCGAGAGGAAUUAAUAUAAACGAUCGCAUUUUAAACGGCAACACGUUACUUCUGGAAGCAGCAAAACACAGAAAAUGUGAGCUUGUACGCUUCCUGGUCGACAAUGGUGCCGAUAUUAACCAAACGACGCAAGGAAGCUAUAUGCCCUUGCAUUUUGCGUGCUCAAAAGGGCAUUUGAAUGUCGUCAAAUGCCUCGUUGAGAAAGGCGCAGAUGUUAAUUUUGUUUUUCCUCCAACUCAAAGAUUUCCUUUAAAUUAUGCGGUACACAACAACAGAAAUGAAAUUGUCGAUUACCAAUAA
Zophobas morio is the source of this 1390-nucleotide messenger RNA. RefSeq names its product putative ankyrin repeat protein RF_0381. Gene Ontology annotation, molecular function: protein binding. Gene Ontology annotation, biological process: innate immune response. The record is from RefSeq and is a predicted model, not a curated record. Gene Ontology annotation, cellular component: cytoplasm. Bases 107 to 1390 code for a protein of 427 amino acids. The transcript is spliced from 3 exons. Lineage: Eukaryota; Metazoa; Arthropoda; Insecta; Coleoptera; Tenebrionidae.